Messenger RNA from Rhizophagus irregularis DAOM 181602=DAOM 197198, 518 nucleotides. RefSeq lists its product as uncharacterized. The record is from RefSeq and is a predicted model, not a curated record. NCBI's taxonomy places the organism in Eukaryota, Fungi, Glomeromycota, Glomeromycetes, Glomerales, Glomeraceae.
AAAAGUAACAAAAUCAAAAGAAUAAAUUAUUAAAUUCAUUCAAAAUGUCUAACCUUCCAAAUACUGAAUAUACCACAGGCGCUACUCAAGAAACUGCCGGAAAUGUUGUUGGUUCAGAAAACUUAAAAGCUAAAGGUCAAGCCCGUAAAGCAGAAGGAAAUAGAGAAUCUGAUAUUGGAACAAAUGAUACAAAUAAAGGACCAUCCAAAACGACUGGUCAACUUCACGCCACUAAAGGCGCAGUAAAAGAAACGAUAGGAUCAGCUUUGAAGAAUACUUCACUUGAACAUUCCGGUGCUCAAGAACGUCAAACUGGAAAUCGAGAAAUUGAUGCUGCUAAGACUAAAGAUGCUACUAAAGGAGCUCACGAUAACGUAAAAGGAACUGUGAAAGAAAAUGUUGGUUACGCUGCGGGUGAUCCACAAUGGGAAGCUGAAGGAAAAGGAGAUCGUGUCAAAGGACAAGCUCAAUAUAACGCCAAUCAAUAAACAAAUAUAUUUUUUGGUAGUUCGGUUUUU